Molecule: messenger RNA, 1392 nt
Organism: Erigeron canadensis
Lineage: Eukaryota; Viridiplantae; Streptophyta; Magnoliopsida; Asterales; Asteraceae
Product: thylakoid lumenal 29 kDa protein, chloroplastic
Exons: 11
Coding region: 65-1132 (355 amino acids)
Biological process (GO): cellular response to oxidative stress; response to reactive oxygen species; hydrogen peroxide catabolic process
Cellular component (GO): chloroplast thylakoid membrane
Molecular function (GO): heme binding; peroxidase activity
Source: RefSeq, a predicted model, not a curated record
UCAAUUCAAACAUAAACAUAUAUCUAGAACAAGAUAUUGUAUCAAGAAUUUAUUUAAAAAAGAAAUGGGAAUGGUUUCAUUUUUGUCAACAGUCCCAACAUUGCUACUUCCAGUAUCUCCAUUAUCAUCCAAAUGCCAUACUUCUUCUUUUCAUUCUGGUACAAAUAUUAGUUGCAAAAUUGAGGAUGUUGGCAGUAACAACUACAAUGAGACUAAUGGUUUUAUUAGGAGGAGGGACAUUCUUAACUGCUUUGGAGCUGCUAUUACCAUGGAACUGGUGGCAACUUCGAGCCCAGUCCCCAGCCCAUUUCUAGAGGUGGCAAAUGCUGCUGAUUUGAUACAGCGUAGACAACGCUCUGACUUUCAAUCAAGUAUAAAGACGACCCUCUAUACAGCCAUCAAGGCAAAUCAGGAGCUCAUUCCACCACUAUUGACAUUAGCACUUAAUGAUGCUAUGACAUAUGAUAAGGCUACAAAAACUGGAGGCCCAAAUGGAUCCAUACGCUUCAGCGCGGAGAUCAACAGACCAGAAAACAACGGACUUUCGGCUGCUUUAUCAUUGGUUGAGGAAGCAAAAAAGGAGAUCGACUCUUACUCAAAAGGAGGACCAAUCGCAUAUUCUGAUCUCAUCCAAUUAGCAGCUCAAAGUGCUCUUAAGGCUACAUUUUUGGCUUCGGCUAUACGAAAAUGUGGUGGUAAUGAAGAAAAAGGGAACUUGCUAUAUUCUGCUUAUGGCUCAAGUGGACAAUGGGGAUUAUUCGAUAGAGAUUUUGGACGGUCUGAUGCUCAAGAACCUGAUCCUGAGGGAAGAGUACCCGACUGGACGAAAGCAAGUGUUCAAGAAAUGAAAGACAAGUUUAUAGCCAUUGGAUUUGGUCCUCGCCAGCUAGCAGUGAUGUCAGCAUUCUUGGGUCCUGAUCAACUAGAAACCGAAGCCAAGUUAGCCACAGAUCCAGAUGUUACUAAAUGGGUUGAGAAAUACCAACGAAGUAGAGAGACGGUCUCUGAGACCGACUAUGAGGUCGAUCUGAUUACGACCCUUACAAAACUGAGUGGCUUGGGUCAAAAAAUCAACUACGAGGCAUAUUCAUACCCUGUUCCCAAGAUUGACUUCAGAAAACUUAAGCUGUGAAAAGGUGAAUGCAACAACUUAAGAUAAUGAAAUGAGCAACACAAGUCUAGAGAAUACUUUCGGCUGCAAAUUUAUUUUGCCGUUAGACUAUCGGCAUAUCCAAGAGGAGUCUGGUUUGGUUUUGUAAAUGGUGCAAAGUACACUACAUCUAUUAUGUAAUUACUCCGGUAGUUCUAUAAAUGUAAAGCCUUAAGACUAUACUUUGAAUAAGACUUCUAAUACGAAAUUUCCCGAGUGAUAGAACGCAGCGUGUUGGUUAA